Messenger RNA from Gymnodraco acuticeps, 2728 nucleotides. Its product is annotated as neuropeptide Y receptor type 1. The coding region runs from base 213 to 1340 and encodes 375 amino acids. The transcript has a single exon. Lineage: Eukaryota; Metazoa; Chordata; Actinopteri; Perciformes; Bathydraconidae. The record is from RefSeq and is a predicted model, not a curated record. Gene Ontology annotation, cellular component: membrane. Gene Ontology annotation, biological process: neuropeptide signaling pathway. Gene Ontology annotation, molecular function: G protein-coupled peptide receptor activity.
GGUAAACUCGUUGGGAGGGCGUGUCAUGGUCUCAGUGGGACUACAUGAUGACAGCUCAUUGAGGGAAACCAAUAGUAAGAUGCUUGAACUCUAGUGAUUUGGCCUGGCUUCUUACCUACCUCUAUAAAUACCAUAACACAUCACAAGCUUAGAGAACUGUGAGACCAGUCGACUGUAUAGUGAAGUUCAAGUGUCACCUGAUCCUGUGAGUCAUGGAUGCUGAACAGCUGAUUGAAUCCCUCAUCAGAGGACUCAUGUGUUUGGCAGGGAUUCUGGGAAACAACAUGCUGGCUAUACGCUCCCUGCCUGGGAAGAAAUCUGGCAUCCGCACCAACGAGCUCCUUUUCAUCAACCUGGCCGUUUCCAACCUCAUCACCAACUACCUGGUGGACCUCCCUGACACCAUAGCAGAUUUCGCUGGACGUUGGAUCUUUGGGGAAACAUUCUGCAAAGUGUUUAGUUUUUGUGCAAACCUCUCGGAAACCAGCAGCAUCUUGACGACCUUCUUCAUCAGCGUUUUCUGGCACCAGAAGCUGGUGGGCUCCCUGAAACGUGGAGGGGCCCCUGUGAAGCUGGACAACCUCUUCUUGGUGGGCUGUCUGAUGGCCGGGAGCUGGACGGUGGCUGUGGCCUUCAACGUGCCACACUAUAUGUACGUCGGAUUGGUGAGAGGCAAUGACAGCCACUUAGACUGCGAGGAUAUGUUUCCUGAAGCAACAGCCGCACAAAUCUACGAAAUCUUCUAUCUCACCCUGGCUAAUGCUCUCCCUAUUGCUGGUAUUGUAUGUACCUGUGUACAGAUUGUCAUCACUUUGUUUCAAAACCAGCUCCGCGUACAAGGUAAUGACUCUGAAGCUACGAAGGCGAUAGCGGAGGAUAAACAUAAAAGUGUUGAAAAGAUUAACGAUGACAGAUCAGUCGGCACUAUUUCUGUUGGAGGCAACACAAAAGAUCCCAAAGACUCUCCAACACUCGUUUACACAGGCGUGCCUCCUUCUGGUCCAAAUGGAGACCUGACGGGUCACAGCAGCCCCAUAAAGGAAACAAACACAGACAGCAGUGAUGGACCUCCACCAAAGGUCUCAAAGGCCAGCAAGAUGGCAGCUAAGCCCAGUAACUCUCCAAGCGCUCAGGUGAGGGCAGCCAAGAGCGUGGUGGCUGUAGCCAGCGUGUUCGUGGUCUGCUGGGUGACUCAUCUGCUGCUCCGCAUCACCAACAACAUCCACACAUCGCCCAUAGUGAAGGAGGUGGCAAGCUAUAUAGCAGCCUCCUACACCUGCAUCAUCCCCUACAUAUUCCUGUACGGAGUGAAAAAACUGUCUUGCUCAUGCACAAGGUAGAAAUGUGUAUAACGCAGACAGAGGAAAUGAUCAGAUUUGAUCAUUUAAAACACCCUUUAGCUGUUGAGGAAACAAAAUAGAUGGGGAUAAACAGGGUAAAGUGCAAAUGUUCUAGCCAAUUGGUAGCUAAUCUCCUUUUUUUCCUUCAGUAUACUUUAGAUCUGAAAUGCUUAGCAGUAUAGUCAUUUCUUUGAGAAAAAUGACAGCAACUAAAUCAUUUGUUAAGUCAAAUACCAAACAUUCCCUAGUUUCGGUUCUUCAGAGAUAAGGAUUUGCUGCUUUGCGUUCUCUUAUGUGAUGGUUAAGUGGAUAUUCAGGGUUUGGACUGUUGUUCAGACAUAAAGACAUCACAAUGCAAAAUGUUGGUAGUGAAGAUUAGAAAAUAUAAUAUUGCUGCUCACUGCAGUUUACAAGAGAACAUAUCAUUCAUGUAUUCUAGCUACCUGUUGUGCCCAGAGAUGCAUGAAGACAUUAUACAAAUGUAAAGUUCCUCACGGAUGACAUUUCUUUCCAAUCUGGCUGAUGUACGCAAUAUUUUGGCUCUUGUAUUUGUGUACUGACUGUUAUUAAGAUAUAUCAACCCACUAUCAGGUAAAAAUGAUUUUGUUUUUUCAUGAGGCUACAAAUUGUGCACUUGAGUGUAAAGCUAAUUGGAGAAAGAAGGAAAACACUGCACUGUUGGUGAUGACAGUAAGAAGUCCUGAGUGCCCAUUGCAAUUAAAGAUAAUUGUGUGAACACAAACAGUGACACCAUUAAGUCUAAUAUUGCACUCCCUCUGCAGAGUCACAUAAUAAACCCAAAGCAAUGAAAUCCUCCUUUCUGCAGCUAAUUGUUCGUAAUGUUUAGUUUUCCUAGUGUUUUCAAAACAUCCACAAAAACCAUGACAAGUUUCAUUUCUUUAUAAAAAAUGUUUUAUGUUUUUUUUCAAAGAUUUCGGUGUAGCACUGUGAUCUGCACCGGGAUAAAAACUUGCUCUACAUUCAAAACAAUCACUUAAAUCAGCCAAAAAGACAAAAUGUAAAUGAUACACAUGGAAAAAAAAUGUUGAGUUGUUUGAAUGACCUUUGGCAGAAGAGACGACAUUGUGGCCAAGUUAUGUACAUAAUUACAACAUCCAUCACUUUGUUUGGAGGUAACGUAGAAAAAUCUGAAUGACUCCCCUGUGAUCAAAAGACUUAGGUCAGGUAUCUUUACAUAGGGUAGUCAUACGAUAUCAAAAAUUCAUUAUCAAUAACUGCUUUUUCAAUACAUGAAAACCCAAAUAUCUUGUCAAUUUAGACAUCCAUAUUUUAGACCUAGCUAUUUGAACACAAUGCAGAUAACCAAGUUGUAUUUCAGCAUAAUGUUUAGACUUAGAACAAAAUGUAUUAAAUAAGUUAUAAAACUU